AUUUGAAUUUGACAGUAUUUGACAUAGUUUUGACAUAAUUCUCACGCCUUGCUUAACUUCAAGAAGUGGCUAAUUAAAUACUCUAAAUGCCGGUGUAACUCUGUUUGUCUAUAGUGAUUGUUUUUCGAAUUAAACACUUUUAAAUUUAAUAUUUUUAAGGUGAUACUAUGACUCUGUUCCAAAACCUGAUGUUACUCUUAUCACAUUGCUAAAUUUUAAAGAAUUAACUAGUAACGGAGAAUAAAAAACAAUAAAAAUAUGAAUCCAUCCCCAUUAGCACUCAAAACUGACGAGACCCAAAUUAUAAAAUAUGGUGGUGAAAGCGAUUAUACUGUACCUGUUAAUUCGAAAGAACUCAUUAUACAAUGCAAAGCAGGAACCCACACCCAGGGUAGCUCCAAAGUAUUAUUAAAUAAUAGGAUCGAUUAUAAUUGGGAAGUAAAAUUGUAUCAGGGGCAGUUAGUUUCUGUCCACAUAAAUGGAAAAGUUUUAGCUUUUGCCAUGAAAGGUAAAGAUGGGGGCAUGGUUAGAGUAGUCAAUCAAGAGACGAAUCAAAGGGCUUUGAUCAAAAACUUGAAAACAGAUGUUAGAGACGUAUCUUUUGCUUUUUUGAAGGAAGAAAUUAUUUUAGGAUGUGUUGACGAUGUGGCGAAUAUUUUUAUCUACAAAAUUGAAGACAGUCUUCAUUUUAUCAAAUACAAGUUGUUACUCCAUAUAUAUCACCCAGAUGCUUUAAAUAAUCCCCCUUCCAACUAUAGAAUGGUUUGGUGCCCCUAUUUACCAAGUUCCGAGGAUGAUCCUGAAGCAGGUGAAGAGACGGCCAAAAUGUUUGUAUUUUUGAAUGGAUCAAAAGCUGAAGUUUGGGACGUAUGUUCUAUUUUAUCGAAGAAUCCAGACGAUGCUGUGAAACCGGAUGAAAAUCAUGAGGGAUAUGUUGAAAUUCUCCAUUCUAUGCAUGUUGUGGAUGUUUCCUUUUCAUCAGACGGGACAGCUAUUGCUACAGCGUGUCUUGAUGGAUACGUUAAAUUUUAUCAGGUUUAUAUGGGAGACAAUGAGAAACAAAAAUUGUUACAUGAAUGGACACCUCACGAGAGUAAACCUCUUUCUUGUUUGAUUUUUAUAGACAAUGUUCUAGAAUAUAGCUCUGACUCCAGAUUCUGGAAAUUCGCCAUAACAGGUGCCAACCACAAUUCUGAACUCAAACUAUGGUCAUGUGAAUCCUGGACUUGUUUACAGACGAUUCACUUUCAAAAUGACCCCCAUUCUUUGCUAUCAAAUCUCUUUUUCAAAAUCGGAAUCGAUCAUUCUGGUCAAUAUGUCGUCAUGUCGGAUAUCAACAACAGGAUAUUGUAUGUGAUGCAGAUUCAGAGGAGCGAUGCCGAAAAAUUGGUCGCCGUCAAAAGCAUAUCACAAUUUUUAUUACCUGCCACGUUUUUGAGUUUCCACAUAACCAAGGCGGAAACUCAGACGACGCCUUUCAUUUCUAACAGUGAUGAGGAUUUGUAUGAUACUGAAGAAUUCGAAGAAGAUGUGGAAUACAAUGGAGUUAAUAUCAAUAUGUUGGUAAUUCAACCUAAGAAAUUUCAGGAGUGCAAUAUUGUUUUUACGCCAGAGUCUUAUCUUAAUAAUUACUUGGGCAACUCAAAUCAGGGCUGUGAUAAUAACUCAACUUCCAAUGAAGUUGAAGUGGAAAAAGUACCUGAACUGGACGAUUUGCAGUCAUCUGUAACUCUCCUUAUUCAGCAACAAAGUAGCAAGUCACAAUUGAAUCUCAUGACACCUGAGGAUUUUACAUCUAGAGCUAGCAGUGUCAGGAAUUCUAUAGAACCAACAAAAGAAAAGUCGCCAGUUCCAUCUGUUGAAAAUACAGGGGAUUUGGAUAGGCCGCAAAAAGGAAACUUUGCCAGUGGUGGCUCUAGUCCAAGCAGAGAGGUUCAAGAAAUUCUAUCUCUCAAUAAUUCUACAUACAGCAAUCCGGAAUAUUUCGAGAACUUAUCGUCUAAAUUACAAGAAUCGGAAGCGCCCACUAAAAUUUAUAAUCAGAAGGAGAAUAUCUUCCCUGAAGUCAUCAGCAAUAAGGAAAUGAUUUGGCCAAAAAUUCCUGUAGUUACUGACAAUGGAAUGGAAGUGAAUUCUACUAUAGAUUUUAAUAUGAGUAAAGAGGAGCCAAACCGAGACGAAAUUCAUAAUUCUCAACUUCAAGUUCUGAAUUCCCGACUUGCUAGCUUAGAAACGGCCCUCAGAGAACAAACGAUGUUGAUGGAGAGCCUGAAAAAGGAGAUGUUUUCAAACAAGAUGCUACAAAACAAUGUAAAAAUGGAAAUACGAGAUGAAGUUUCUAAGGAAUUAGAAGUUGCCAUGUCGAAACAUCAGCUACAAAUGGCGAAAUUCUUAGAGAAUUUCUUCAGCAUGCACAAAUUCCAAGAACAAGAUUUGAAAGAGUCUUUACUAAACAGCAUAUCUGAGAUGAUUCUUGAUGCAUUCGUUGAGAGAACUCCUGUUAUAUUUGGCCAUGAAAUGAAGGUUACAAUUUUACCUACUGUUAUGAAAAUGAUGGAAAAUUUGAGACAUCAAUUGGAUAAUCAGUUUAGUCAAAGGGUAAAUCAAACAGAAAUGUUCCUGAAAGAGAGCGUAACGGGAAUUGUCGCCAAUGAGACUUUAACAGAUGCAAUUAGUCAAUCUGUCGCUCGUACAAUAGGACCAUUGUUAGAGAAGUGUUAUAGAGACAUGAUAACAAAUAAUUUAAUACCAUCUUGUGAAAAGGUUUGUGGAAAUAUGUUCCAACAGAUUAACGAUACUUUCAUUAAAGGCACCAAAGAAUAUGCAUCGUGGGUGGAAGCUUAUUUGGAGCGUCAACGUAAAUCUCAAGAAAGAGGCAAAGAUUUAGUAACACAUAUAAAUACAGCAUCGGAUAAUUUAAAAUUGUCGUCGGAGCAAUUACUCAGUACGGUCAAUUUGGAAAUACAAAAGAAUAUCAAUUCUGGUUUCAAAAGUAUGCAGGAUAAACUCAUGGAAACCAUUAGUACCAAGAUCAGCGAUGAAGUGAAGAAAGGGUUCAAGUCUCAAGCAUCGGUGAUAGAAGACAGUGUAAUGAAUGCUGUCCGUUCCAGAUCUGUAACUCCGGCUCCUCAUAUGGUCGAUACACACGUAAAGUUCAGCAAGAUCCGGCAGUAUCUGUCAAGUGGGGAAAUCGAGGAGGCUCUGAAAUUGGCACUUUCAGCGGAGAAUUUGCAAUAUGUCGUUUAUGUUUGUGAGAAAGUGGAUGUGAAUUCUGUGUUUGGAGGAAAUAUUUUUUUACCGCAAAGUUGUCUUCUUGCCUUAAUACAACAACUCAGUAUGGACCUGGGUUACAACACCGAAAUCAAACUAAGUUAUAUUCAUGCAGCUAUAUUAGGAUUAAAUAGGAAUGACCCCGAUACAAAACGAUUUGUGAACAAAGUUUUAAGGGAUUUAGCCCUACAACUCACUAGUUUUAUUAAUUCUAAUCCUCCUUAUAAGUUUAAAAGCUCUGCGAGUAUUUUAUUAAUGGCAAUAGAAAAUGUUAAUUCCAAUAUGUUCAAUAUGAGUAUUUAAUUUUAAAAUGACGAAACUUUCCUAUUUAAAAUUUUAUUGCUUUGAUUCUGUGAAGACUGUAAGUGAAUGUAGUAUUAACAAUUUUGUAAUGUCAGUUUAUAAAGAGUAGAUAUUUACAAUAAAACCUUUUCCAAUA
This is a messenger RNA of Harmonia axyridis, 3709 nucleotides long. It is a transcript of the gene Ge-1, whose product is annotated as enhancer of mRNA-decapping protein 4. The transcript has 16 exons. NCBI's taxonomy places the organism in Eukaryota, Metazoa, Arthropoda, Insecta, Coleoptera, Coccinellidae. Bases 259 to 3573 code for a protein of 1104 amino acids. Gene Ontology annotation, cellular component: P-body. Gene Ontology annotation, molecular function: protein binding. Gene Ontology annotation, biological process: deadenylation-independent decapping of nuclear-transcribed mRNA. The record is from RefSeq and is a predicted model, not a curated record.